Messenger RNA from Schistosoma intercalatum, 5365 nucleotides. The record is from the annotation of a GenBank genome assembly. NCBI's taxonomy places the organism in Eukaryota, Metazoa, Platyhelminthes, Trematoda, Strigeidida, Schistosomatidae.
ACCUGUUCUUUUGUGAUAGCCAUCUUUUUUCAUUCACAUCUACAUAGUUUGGUGACGUUAUCUUCAGAUACUUGGUUUUAAACGCCAUCUAGCAGAUUCAUUUGUGUUUUAUGUAAUAGGUUAAAUAAUCAACUGAGAUUAAGAUAUUUAUUAAGUGUAUAUUCCUUGAUCUCACUUCAUACCAAGACAGCUAUUUAAAGGACGUUGGAGUGAAUUAAGUUCAUAAAUUAUCUUUUUACCUGCGAUACUUUGGGACGUAAUCCUUGUCUAUUACCGCACUCCUUUCUCGUCUCAUUAUUAUGUAUUAUUUAUUCAUACACAUAAAUAUUAGUACAAGGAUACACCAAGUAUAAAUGCGCCACAUAUAUCAUUAGAUUUAUGUAAGGGCUGGGAUACUGUCCGGGUGCCCAAAUCGAAGCAAAUGGUUUUCUUAUAGGGCCACACUCAGAACCUUCGACUUAAAGGUCUGAUCCACAAGACAGUAUAGCAACGUCAGGAGAUGCAGUCCCAUGAUAGCUGGUGAUCAACAGUUGGUUCAUAUGGCAUUUGUUCUUUCAGGAUCCUGGAGCCAGCCCAUGUGCACCAUUGGUUAAGAAUCAGGGUUUCCCAACUCCCCUAGGUAGACUCUCCGUGUCCACUAACUCGGUUAAAGCGAUGGACAUUCGCGUUUCUUCCUCUCAACCUCGUAUACAACACCCGUGGUGCAAGGUAGUGAGUAGGACUUCCCUGGUAGUAGUUGUAUGCGCGUGGUCACUUGAGAGCACUCAGCCGUACCAGGGCAUUUAGGGGCUUUCCAUUCGCUCCUUAUAUCCUGUUGAAACGUUAUUUGUGAGCUUUUUGUUGGGAUUUGACCUUAUUACUUAACAUCUUCGAAUUACCAAAAUUAUCAUUUUACAGCCAUUCAUAAACGAUGUAGGACCUGGGACUAGUGUGUCUUUUAAAGAUACCCCAACGCCUAUCGACAAAUCGAGAGAUUAAAGUGGUCAGUAGGAAAGUAUAAGAAGUAAUAAUAUAAUUUGCGGUAGGUGGUAAACGUGAGAUAAUUUUGACGAAGUGUAUAAAACCAAAGAGUUAUUAGUAUGGAAUAGGAUACACAUUGAGGUAAGCACCGGAUUGAGUCACAUGGCCACAGGAAAAGUGGAAGACAAAAGAACACAUUACGCUUAGAAAUGAAGACAGACCUGUGAAGAAGGAAUAACAAUUGGAUAGCACUAGAAAGGAAGGUCCAGGACAGUGGGUUGGAGAAUGCUGGUCGGCGACUUAUGCUCCAGUGUGAGUAACAGGCGUAAGCUAGUAAGUAAGUAAGAAAAUUCGCUGAAAGUCAAUAAAGUUUAGUCGGAAUUAAUAAAUACUAAAACACUAGUAUUAAUUGAAAAGAUCAAUCGAAUAUGAUAUCAUAUCACCUCUGACCUAUCAUUAACUUUCAUGGAUUUCCCUGUUUUCAUCAAUCAGUUGCUCAUGUUCCUGAACCCCAGCCAUCCUUUGAUUAUCAGUCAGAUGUUUUCAUAUUUUGAUUAGCCGAACAUCAAGAUGUGUUAAAAAACUAUUUCAUCAUGUGCUAAAACUUCUUAACAACACUAACAUAACUUAAAGCUUCGUAUCAUGGGCUUUUAUCCCUAUCACUCAAUAUUAAUUGCAUAAUUUACGUUUACAAUCAAAAUAAUCUCGACACGAGUUUUUUCAUAGCGAAAACUACCCUGGAGAAUUAGUAGAAAUAGUAUCUUCUCUCUAAAUGUCACUUCUGUAAAAUCUUGGUGUAUGCGUUUGAAGUCAUACCCACUUCUGUUGUCCUCAACUUAUUUAUUCAUUUCAUCUUCAAAUAAUUGUCCCAGGUGAUUUUUGCGUUGGUGUUCAUUUGAUCGAAAAAGCUUAUGCGCCAGAUGUUGGUACUCGAAGUUCAUUUGCAGCUAUAUUGAUUUCAAGAAAUGGACUGUAUAAUAAAAAAAUGCAGUAAAAGUCUCAUUAAGUACAUCAAUAAACAUUGUGACUACGAGAUAUCAAUUUUGUCCAAGUUACCAUCAAUCGUUAUUGCUUUUCUUGGUAUCAGUCUAUUUCUACAUGGUUUUUUAUUGAAUCGAACUGAGCUCUACAAUGAGACAAAUGAAAAAUUGAAAUUAUCAUUGAAUUAUCCUUCAACUGUUGCUAGAAAUGGUCGAAUUAUCCUUUUACUUGUUGAUGCAUUGGGUUAUGCACUUAUACAAGACAAUAAUGAAAAUAACCAAUUAUUACGUGGUCAUAUUUCAUCACAUUCCCAAAAUCGAUAUCAUCCACUACUUGAUAGUUUAUCUAAAGCGGUAUUUAUUGGGAAGUUUGUCGCAGACCCGCCGACAACCACGUUACAACGUUUAAAAGCUCUAAUGACAGGAAGUAUGCCAACAUUUAUAGAUGCAGGUUCAAAUUUUGGCGGAAGUAAAGUACUGGAAGAUAAUUUACUAAAACAGUGGAAUAGAGCUGGAAAACAAAUUCGAUUUGUUGGCGAUGAAACUUGGAUUGAUCUAUUUCCCGAUAGUUUCAGUCAUUAUAAAGCUUAUUCAUCGUUCAAUGUGAAGGAUUUGGAUACAGUUGAUCGAGGUGUUGAAAACUACUUUCUCUAUGCCCUUAACGGUACUGCAUGGGAUUGGGAUAAUGGAGUUGUUGACAGUCAAACACCACAAACUGAUUGGGAUAUUCUUAUUGGACAUAUGUUGGGGAUAGAUCACUGUGGUCACACAUAUGGACCUGCACAUCCAGAGAUGACGCGAAAGCUAAAUGAACUAAACAGUUUUAUAAAACGUAUUGUUUCUAAACUUCAAUCUUCCGAUGUUCUAUUUAUUUUGGGUGACCAUGGAAUGACACGUUCAGGUGAUCAUGGUGGAGAUAGUGAUGCAGAACUGGAAGCUGCUUUCAUUGUUUUUACUGCUAAUCAGAGUUCUCUUGUGAUAAAAGAUGAUUCAGAGAACCAAACUAAUAAACGAUUAUAUCAAAUAGAUCUUGUCCCAACUUUAUCACUUCUAACUAAUGUUCCAAUACCCUAUUCGAAUUUGGGCAUACUAUAUGGUCAUCUGCUAGGAUAUGGUGCUGACCUUCACCAGGGUAUGGUAUUGAAUUUUAUACAGAUGUUCACUUAUACUGCAAAUUAUUUUUAUAAUAUAAGCAAAUUACCAUUAUCUCCUAUACUUAUGUCUUAUAUGAAUCGUAUUAUAUUCAAUUCAACUUAUGAUUGGAUAGAACAGUUCAAUGAUAUACAAUUAAUAAAUAUACUUAAAGAAUUACAAUUCAUAUUUCGUAUACAUUGGACUCAAUUCAAUGAUUCAUUGAUAUUCUUUGGUAUCCUUUUAACAUGUUACAGUUUGAUUACUCUUCUAUUAUUGAUUGAAAAGAUUUCCAAUACUUCAAUGAUACAUAUCCAUAAUAGUUUCUUAUUGUUUACAUGUAUUUUAUCGUUUUUUUCAUGUAUAAAUAUAUACUACUUAAAUCUUUUAUUAUUCAUCCUAGUCUCAUAUGUUAUCAUUAAACACUAUAAGUUUUCAAAGUUGAUAUUCAAUGGUAACUCUAUCGGUUUUUUGUUACUAUUCUUAUUGUCUUUAAGUUAUUUAUCAAAUAGUAUGAUUAUCUAUGAAUUUCAUAUCACUUUCUAUUUCAUUCAAAGUUUAAUUGUUAUAUCUCUAUUUUGUUCAUUCAUUCAUAUCAUGGAUCAUACUGAUAUUAUGACAUGGUAUAACUUUAAAUUUUUACGAAGAUUUUGGUCUUUUCCUUGUCUUCCAUUUAUGAUGAUACUUUAUUCUGGUAUAUUGUUAUUAUUUCGUUUAUUGAUUAGACAUUUUCUAAUUUGUCGUGAAGAAUUAAACUAUAGUUCUAUAUGUCGAUCUAUACUUGAUCCAUGGAUUAGUAAAUCUUUGAAUAAAUUAAAUCCUAUUCAUGAAUUUCAUCCAAUUAGUUGGAUACGUGUAACGUUUGCUUGUUUCAUGUUAAUCAUUUGUUUACGUAUGUAUUGGCGGUUGUUGUUUGAAUAUCUAAAUAUAUAUAUUGGUGUUAAUCAAUCGAAUAAAGUUAGUUGGAGGAAAUUAUGUGUAUUUAUAUUAAUUGGUAGUUUAUUGUCUUUAUUAUGGAUGGUGGAUUCUGCGGAAUCAACGAAUUGGAUUGGAUUCAUUCCAAAACGUAAAUUGCAUACAGUUCGGAUUUGGAUUGCUCGCAUUUUCUUGAUGACUAUAUUCUACAUAUUUUUUCAACUUUUGAAAUCUCCAUUUCAACUUAUUCAACAGACAAAUUUUAUAAAAUCUAUGCAGUCAAAUGAUUGUAAUCAAUCCAUUCAAAGAAGUGUUCUCUAUCUGUACACUUUAUGGACAAUGACCUGUUUAACAGUUUUACCAUUACUUUCUCUACUUGUUUUCCUAAAUGAAUUCCAUAUAAUUUGGUUAGUUUUCAUGAUUAUAUUCGUUCAAAUACGUAUACAUGCAACUACUAUAAAAUGUAAUCAUAUGGAUAAAUGUAUUAAAAAUUCAAUACAGCUUCAUGUACCUCAGAACUGCAUCUCAUGGAUUAUUGCAAUAUUUUUUUGCUUGUUAGAUAACUUAUCUUUUUUUAUAACUGGUCAUCAACCAACAUUAUCUGGAAUUCCAUGGGAUGCCGCUUAUGCUACAUAUGAAGGUGACCAUAAUACACGAUGGUUACCAGGAUUGACUGUUCUCUUGCAUUUAUAUUCAGGUCCUAUAUUAAUUGCUUUCAGUAUACCAACGAUUCUUAUUUUUUCUGCACGCCUUCAUCAUGUCCAUGAGACGGUGAUCCAUUCCCAUCCUAACAAUAGCCGAAAUACUGGUUUUUACAGAUUUGUUGAUGCUUUGGAUUUAUUCAUUUGGAGAUUUAUUAUUAGUAAAAGUGUGUUAACUUUAGGUUGUAUGCUAAGUACUGGUUUAUUACGUCGUCAUUUAAUGGUAUGGAAGUUAUUUGCACCACGUUUAUUAUUCUCUAUUUUAAGUUUAUUUAUAUCAGUUGUAUGUCUUCCAAUGAUUCGUUUUUUAUUUGUCUAUUGUUUUCAUCAUAGAAUUUGUAACAUUUUACAAAGUAAAUUUAAUAUAAAUAUGUGUGUAUAGGGCUACAUACGUUUGUCAAUGUAAUUACAUUUACUCUGUUAAUCUAUUUAUAUAUUGGUUUUAUUCAAAAUCCAUACUUACAUUGUUUGACUUGUUGUUGUUGUUGUUGGUGUCAUCGUCAAUAUCAGUAAAUUUGAUGUUGAAUGGAUACUUUCUGUUGUAUAAUUAUUACUCUCUUUCGUUUUUGAUACUUACUUACGCCUGUCACCCCCCCAUGGAGCAUAGGCUACCGACUAGCGUUCUCCAACCCACUAUAUCCUGAGCCUUCCUUUCUAGUUGUUAUAAUUUCUUUCUUA